AUGGCGACCGUUACGCUUGAGAACAUCACCAAGACCUUCGGUGAGACGCUCGCGGUCGACGAUGUGUCCCUCCACGUCGAGGACGGAGAGUUCGUCGUUCUUCUCGGGCCCUCGGGGUGCGGGAAGACGACGACUCUCAACAUGAUCGCGGGGCUGGAGAGGGCGACCGCGGGCCAUAUCUCCAUUGGCGGCGAGCGGGUGGAACACGUACCGCCCGACAAGCGCGACAUCGCGAUGGUGUUCCAGAGCAUCGCGCUCUAUCCGCACAUGUCGGUCUAUCAGAACAUCUCGUUCCCGCUCCGCAUGGCGCGCACGCCCAAAGCGGAAAUCGAUCAACGGGUUCGCCGCGUCGCCGACCUGCUCAGGAUCGGCGAGCUCUUGGACCGCAGGCCGCACCAGCUCUCCGGCGGUCAGCGCCAGCGGGUGGCGCUCGGCCGCUCGGUGGUGCGCGAUCCGGCGGUUUUCCUUUUCGACGAGCCGCUGUCGAGCCUCGACGCCAAGCUCCGGGUCGACAUGCGGGUCGAGGUCAAGAAGCUGCACGAGCGGCUCGGCGCCACCUUCGUCUACGUGACCCACGACCAGGUCGAGGCCAUGACCAUGGCCGACCGCGUCGCCGUGAUGGAUCUCGGUAUCCUGCUGCAGCUCGGCUCGCCGGACGACAUCUACACGCGGCCAGCCAACCUGAUGGUCGCGGGCUUUCUCGGCAAUCCGGGCAUGAACUUCGUCACGGGCCGGCUUACGAACGGCGGCGGCGGUCUCCGCUUCGAAGGCGGCAAUGUCGCCGUGGAUCUGUCGGCCGCGGCAUCUUCGGCCGCCGCCUCCGGCCAGGCGGUUACCCUCGGCAUCCGGCCGGAGAGUGUCGAGGUCGGCGAGGGUGCGGCGGACGGUGCGACAGUGCACGGCAACAUCUUCGCGACCGAGCCGGUCGGCUCAGACCUCUUUCUCGACGUCCUGUUCGAGGAUGAGGCGAGCGUCGACGACGGAGCGCAUCUCUUCAAGGUGCGGGCGCGUCCGGACCUUAAAGUGCGGGUCGGCGAGCGGAUUCCCCUCUGCCUGCCCCACGCGAACCUCUAUCUGUUCGACGAUGCCGGCCACCGGAUCCACCCGGAAUAG
This is a messenger RNA of Geodia barretti, 1113 nucleotides long. The record is from the annotation of a GenBank genome assembly. Lineage: Eukaryota; Metazoa; Porifera; Demospongiae; Tetractinellida; Geodiidae.